CGAACUCCCAACUUAAGCAACUGCUUUUCAAAAAUCUCAAACUCAGGCUCUAGAUAGGCUCCAAUCUCCAAAUCCAAAGAACCACAGAAAAUGGCAACCUCUGCUUUAACCAUUGCAACUGCAAAGCCACUGAUCCAUCAUUCCUCCAACUUCAAGUCCCUUCUUUCACCGUCAUUUUCUUGUUCUUGUUCCUCUUCCUUGCCGCCCCCAAAUGAAGUGAAACUCUCUUUCAAGCCCAAACCUGCUGCACCCAAGAAUUGUGUUUUCAAUGUGGGUGUUGGGCUAUUAGCAGCUUCAGUUCUUGCUUUCUCACCAUUGGAUGCUGAUGCCACCAGGGUUGAGUACUAUGCAACCGUAGGGGAACCUCAAUGUGAGCUUAAGUAUGCUAGCUCUGGUCUUGGUUAUUGUGAUGUUAUUGUCGGGUCCGGUGAGGAGGCUCCACGUGGAGAGCUUGUCAAUAUUCACUACACUGCAAGAUUUGCUGAUGGAACAGUAUUUGACAGUAGCUAUAAACGUGCUAGACCUCUCACAAUGCGAAUUGGUGUUCGCAAGGUCAUUAAGGGAUUGGACCAGGGAAUUGCAGGGGGUGAAGGAGUUCCUCCUAUGUUUGUUGGUGGGAAACGUAAGCUUCGGAUUCCACCUAACUUAGCAUAUGGCCCAGAACCUGCAGGAUGCUUUUCAGGUGACUGCAACAUACCUGCCAAUGCAACUCUCCUAUAUGAUAUUAAUUUUGUUGGUAUCUACUCAGGAAAUGCAAAGUGAUGAAAGUUCAAAGGAAAGAAAGUUCAAGCCUGUUUCAGGGGAUGGAUUAAACUGCAAGACAAGAGCCUCCAAUCUGAUAGUUGUCACCUCUGUAAAAAGAAUAAGUACCUGUUGCUGGGACUCACCUAAGCUUGUCUGAGGCUGGGAAAUGCUUCUAAACUUUGAAGAAGUGACUGAUCGUCCUGAUUUAUUGAACUAGUUAGGCGUGUUACCUUCUCUGGCAAAGCAAGCUCCUAAAGUUUCAUGCUACCAUAUAUUUCAUCUAGAGGUUGUUUCUUUUUUUCCUUUUUCUGUAAAGUUUGUCAAUUUUCUGUUCCUUGUCUGUGUAUACCGUCCAAUUUUAGGAUGCAUCAUACUUCUACAAACUUCAUUUGGUAGAGAGAAAUUAUGUCACUUCUCAACUGACUAUCAGAAAACAUGAAGAUUAUAUUUUCUUCUA
Molecule: messenger RNA, 1201 nt
Organism: Theobroma cacao (cacao)
Lineage: Eukaryota; Viridiplantae; Streptophyta; Magnoliopsida; Malvales; Malvaceae
Gene: PNSL4
Product: FK506-binding protein 16-2
Cellular component (GO): chloroplast
Molecular function (GO): peptidyl-prolyl cis-trans isomerase activity
Source: RefSeq, a predicted model, not a curated record